AUGGUCAGAAAGCCUGUUGUGUCCACCAUCUCCAAAGGAGGUUACCUGCAGGGAAAUGUUAACAGAAGGCUGCCUUCCAUGGGCAGCAAAGACCCACCUGGGCAGGAGAAAGUGGUGCUGAAGAAGAAAAUUACAUUACUGAGGGGAAUCUCCAUCAUCACUGGCACCAUUAUUGGAGCAGGAAUCUUCAUCUCUCCUAAGGGCGUGCUCCAGAACACAGGCAGCGUGGGCAUGUCUCUGACUAUCUGGACGGUCUGUGGGGUCCUGUCACUAUUUGGAGCCUUGUCCUAUGCUGAACUGGGAACAAGUAUAAAGAAAUCUGGUGGUCAUUAUACAUAUAUUCUGGAAGCCUUUGGCCCAUUACCAGCUUUUGUACGAGUCUGGGUGGAACUGCUCAUAAUACGCCCUGCAGCAACUGCUGUGAUAUCCCUGGCAUUUGGACGCUACAUUCUGGAGCCAUUUUUUAUUCAAUGUGAAAUUCCUGAACUUGCCAUCAAGCUCAUUACAGCUGUGGGCAUAACUGUAGUGAUGGUCCUAAAUAGCAUGAGUGUCAGCUGGAGUGCCCGGAUCCAGAUUUUCCUAACCUUUUGCAAGCUCACAGCAAUUCUGAUAAUUAUAGUCCCUGGAGUUAUGCAGCUAAUUAAAGGGCAAACACAGUACUUUAAAGACUCAUUUUCAGGAAAAGAUGCAAAUAUUAUGGGGUUGCCCCUGGCUUUUUAUUAUGGGAUGUAUGCAUAUGCUGGCUGGUUUUACCUCAAUUUUGUUACUGAAGAAGUGGAAAACCCUGAAAAAACCGUCCCCCUUGCAAUUUGUAUAUCCAUGGUCAUUGUCACCACUGGCUAUGUGCUAACAAAUGUGGCCUACUUUACCACCAUUAGUGCUGAGGAGCUGUUGCUUUCAAAUGCAGUGGCAGUGACCUUUUCUGAGCGGCUACUGGGAAAUUUCUCAUUAGCAGUUCCGAUCUUUGUUGCCCUCUCCUGCUUUGGCUCUAUGAAUGGUGGUGUGUUUGCUGUCUCCAGGUUAUUCUUUGUUGCAUCUCGAGAGGGUCACCUUCCAGAAAUCCUCUCCAUGAUUCAUGUCCGCAAGCAUACUCCUCUGCCAGCUGUUAUUGUCCUGCACCCUUUGACAAUGAUAAUGCUCUUCUCUGGAGACCUCUACAGUCUUUUGAAUUUCCUCAGUUUUGCCAGGUGGCUUUUUAUUGGAUUGGCAGUUGCCGGGCUGAUUUAUCUUCGAUACAAAUGCCCAGAUAUGCAUCGUCCUUUCAAGGUACCACUGUUCAUUCCAGCUUUGUUUUCCUUCACAUGUUUCUUCAUGGUUGCACUGUCUCUUUAUUCGGACCCAUUUAGCACAGGAAUGGGCUUCAUCAUCACUCUGACUGGGGUCCCUGCGUACUAUCUCUUUAUAAUAUGGGACAAGAAACCCAAGUGGUUUAGAAGAAUGUCAGACAGAAUUACCAGAACAUUACAAAUAAUAUUGGAAGUCAUACCAGAAGAAGAUUGUCAUAAAUCAUGA
Messenger RNA from Cynocephalus volans (Philippine flying lemur), 1512 nucleotides. It is a transcript of the gene SLC7A11, whose product is annotated as solute carrier family 7 member 11. The transcript is spliced from 12 exons. Gene Ontology annotation, cellular component: membrane. The record is from RefSeq and is a predicted model, not a curated record. Gene Ontology annotation, biological process: amino acid transmembrane transport. NCBI's taxonomy places the organism in Eukaryota, Metazoa, Chordata, Mammalia, Dermoptera, Cynocephalidae. The coding region runs from base 1 to 1512 and encodes 503 amino acids. Gene Ontology annotation, molecular function: L-amino acid transmembrane transporter activity.